Ustilaginoidea virens is the source of this 1992-nucleotide messenger RNA. RefSeq lists its product as uncharacterized. The coding region runs from base 1 to 1992 and encodes 663 amino acids. Lineage: Eukaryota; Fungi; Ascomycota; Sordariomycetes; Hypocreales; Clavicipitaceae. Gene Ontology annotation, biological process: proteasome-mediated ubiquitin-dependent protein catabolic process. Gene Ontology annotation, cellular component: Cul4-RING E3 ubiquitin ligase complex. Gene Ontology annotation, molecular function: protein binding. The transcript is spliced from 5 exons. The record is from RefSeq and is a predicted model, not a curated record.
AUGGAUACGCCUAGUGCCGAUACAAGCUCGGAUUCUCCUCACACGUCCCACAACUACGCAUCAGCCGACGAGGGCGGCGACGGAGAUGGAGGCAGCUACUAUUACGAUAUUGACGACAUGGUAGCUGGGGAUGGAUCCAGUAACACGGACCCUGACUACCGAGAUGAGCCCGACGAAGAGGAUGAUGAUUUCCAAGAUGCUCCUAUGGACUCUCUACUCGAUGAAAUAGAAAUCGAACUUCUCCUUGAAGACGACCAAAGUGACGAUGCAGAAGGUAGCGAAGACGACGUGGAAGACGUGGAGGUCGACGAGGAUGUUGAGGUUGAUGGGGACGCGGAUGAAAGCGAUCCGUUACGAAACGUCAUGGCGCUUUUCCGAGAAGGUGGAAGAUCAGGCUUAUUGACGAGAGCACAACUCAUGGCACUCUUGCGCAACCGAGACCUUAGCAGUGCCCUUUUCAGCGAUGACACCAAUGACGAAAGCUUUCUCGGUCACUGGGGUGUCCGUAGACGACGCCAAGCCAAAGAUCCCAACCGUUUCCCCAAGGUGCCAAAUGAAGAAGGUUUCAAGCUUAUGCGCGCAGGUGCAUUUGGCGCAAAUAACUACGAUCUGCACGCGAAAAAGCACAUCGCAAGGCGGAUGCUCGAGAGGGAGCUAGGGGUUGGGAAUCGCGAGGAUAGAAGGCGGAACAAUGACUUGGUGACGCAGUCGAUGAUACCUGGGACAACGGUUGAAAAUAUCAUCCAUUACGACGACCCCGUAUAUUCCGGUCAGUUUUCAGAUGACGGCAACUUCUUCUUCUCGUGCUGCCAGGACUUCAAAGUUCGAAUGUACGACACGUCAAAUGCAUAUAACUGGACACACUACAAAACCGUCACGUACCCAUGGGGGCAGUGGACCUUGACCGACGCUUCGUUAAGUCCCGAUAAUCGCUGGUUGGCGUUCACGUCCAUUCAGAGCAUGGUCUCCAUAGCUCCGACCGACCCCAACGAUGCGGGAGAUCCUUACACCUUGGACCUGGACGAUGGUGAUGCAAGACCAACGCGAUCGGGCCGGAGGAGUCGUGGCGGAUUUGGCAUCUGGUCCAUCAGAUUCUCUGGCGAUGGUCGAGAGCUCGUGGCUGGCACAAGCUCCAAUUCGUUAGUCGUCUACGAUAUCGAGUCGCGUCGGGUUCUACACCAUGUAGACGGCCAUGAUGAUCAUGUUAAUGCAGUAUGUUUUGCGGACAGAAAUUCCCCCCACAUCCUCUACUCUGGCUCGGACGACGCCACGAUCAAGGUGUGGGACAGGAGGAGUAUGGGCGACGGACGAGAAGCAGGCGCCUUUGUGGGGCACGUAGAGGGCCUGACAUAUAUCGACAGUAAAGGUGACGGGCGAUACAUUCUCAGCAAUGGCAAGGACCAAAGCAUGAAGCUGUGGGAUCUGCGCAUGGUCAUGUCUACAAACAAGUUUCGUGAACUCGACCUGUCCCGGUACAGCAACGUGAGCGGCUUCGACUACCGCAGAGAGGCCUACGACGAAGAGAGCUGGGACAAGCAUCCCAACGAUAACUCGGUCGUCACGUUCAGGGGGCACAAAGUUUUGAGAACGCUCAUCAGAUGCCAUUUCUCCCCGCCAUCAGCAACAAACUCUCGUUACGUAUACUCGGGGAGCGCUGACGGCAAAGUGUACAUCUGGAACAUGGAUGCAACGCUCGCUGGGAAGAUUGACGUCCAAAAAGCCACCAUGGGAACAAGGCGAGCAGAUCGUCACACCCGCCUUUACUUUGAGGAACCUACAGGCUGGGGCACGUGUGUGCGCGAUGCAAGUUGGCAUCCGAGCGCCCCCAUGAUAGUCGCGUCAGCAUGGAAUGGAUACAGCAUGGCCAGGGGGACAUGCACUCUGCACGCGUUCAAUGAGUCCUCUAAAGAUGAAGGCGAGCCCGAUAUGCGGCGUAGUGUGGACGCGCUGCUGCGGCCGAACCCAGCGGCCUAUAACCAAUCCAGUUUUUAG